GCGAAAUUGCUCUCUAAUUACUUUCCAACACAUGCAGCUUUUCCUUCCUCGCGGCCCACGAAAAACACCCACUCACCUCACUAUUAAAUACUCCGUAUAAUUCACCACUACCAAAUUACUUCCUUAUUUAAGCCCUUUUUCGUUUUCUCUUUCUCCUCGAUCGCCAAAAUACUCCAUUUUUUCGAAUCAAGGAAGUAGAAAAUGGCUCCUGUUAAGGUGACGAUGGAGGUGGGAACCGACGGCGUCGCCGUUAUCACCAUUUUUAAUCCUCCGGUCAAUGCUUUAGCUAUUCCAAUUAUCGCUGGAUUGAAGGAGAAGUGGACUGAAGCGACUAUGAGGAACGAUGUUAAAGCUAUUGUUUUGACUGGAAAUGGGGGGAGAUUUUCUGGUGGUUUUGAUAUCAAUGUUUUUCAGAAGGUUCAUGCGAAUGGGGAUACAUCUCAGAUGCCUGAUGUUUCUGUUGAUCUUGUGGUUAACACGAUGGAAGAUGGUAAAAAGCCUGCAGUUGCUGCCAUAGAAGGACUUGCACUGGGAGGUGGCUUAGAAUUGGCAUUGGGAUGCCAUGCACGAAUUGCUGCACCACGAGCACAACUGGGGUUGCCAGAGCUCAGUCUUGGAGUCAUGCCUGGAUUUGGAGGUACACAACGUCUUCCGAGGCUUAUAGGGUUGUCUAAAGCUGUUGAACUUAUGAUGACAUCUAAACCAAUAAUGUCUGAGGAAGGGAAGAAGCUUGGUCUCAUUGAUGCCGUUGUCCCUUCAUCAGAGUUGUUAAAAGUAUCUAGACAGUGGGCACUUGAUAUUGCAGAAAGGCGCAAGCCUUGGAUGCGUUCCCUUCACAAGACAGACAAAAUUGGUUCCCUUUCAGAAGCGCAUGAAAUACUGAAGGUGGCUAGGGAACAAGUGAAACAGACAGCUAAGAAUAUGCCUCAGCACUUGGCGUGCAUUGAGGUAAUUGAAGAAGGCAUCAUCCAUGGAGGAUAUAAUGGGGUUCUCAAGGAAGCUAAAGUAUUCAAGGACCUUGUAUUGUCAGAUACAUCAAAGGGUCUUGUUCAUAUAUUUUUUUCUCAACGGGCAACAUCGAAGGUGCCUAAUGUCACUGAUAUUGGCCUCAAACCUAGGACAGUCAAGAAAGUUGCUGUAAUAGGUGGAGGUUUAAUGGGUUCAGGCAUAGCUACAGCCCUUGCCCUUAGCAACACAAUUGUUAUACUUAAGGAAAUUAAUUCUGAGUUUCUUCAGAAGGGGAUGAAAGCUAUUGAAGCAAAUGUCAGCGGACUGGUAGCUAGAAAGAAAUUGCCACAGGAUAAAGCAGAUAAAGCCCUUUCAAUGGUUAAAGGUGCACUAGAUUAUUCAGAUUUUAAGGAUGUGGAUAUGGUCAUAGAGGCUGUUAUUGAAAAUGUUCCACUAAAACAGAAAAUAUUUAGCGAGAUUGAGAAGGUAUGCCCUCCACAUUGUAUUUUGGCAACUAACACAUCUACUAUUGACCUCAACAUUAUUGGAGAAAAUACCACAUCCAAGGAUCGGAUUAUCGGGGCCCACUUUUUCAGUCCUGCUCACAUUAUGCCUUUGCUGGAGAUAGUACGAACUGAGAAGACAUCUGCCCAAGCAAUUCUUGACCUUAUGGCUGUUGGAAAGGCAAUUAAAAAAGUACCUGUUGUGGUGGGAAAUUGUACUGGAUUUGCUGUCAAUAGAACCUUCUUUCCCUACUCCCAGGGUGCACAUAUUCUGGUUAAUCUAGGAGUGGAUGUCUUCAGGAUUGACACGCAAAUUGCCAGCUUUGGUCUCCCUAUGGGUCCCUUCCAGCUUCAGGAUUUAACAGGAUAUGGAGUGGCUGUUGCUGUAGGGAAAGAAUUUCGUUCAGCUUUUUCUGAUCGCACUUUUAAGUCUCCGUUGAUCGACCUUCUUAUAAAAAGUGGUAGAAAUGGUAAUGUUGCAAGUCUGUAUCUUUUGUGUUGUUGCUUCACUGUCUUGCUUUUCACCAUUGAUACUGGUUUUGCAGGUAAAAACAACGGAAAAGGCUACUAUAUUUAUGAGAAGGGAAGUAAGCCAAGACCCGAUUUUACUGUGCUUCCAAUUAUUGAGGAAUCAAGAAAGCUCGCCAACAUAAUGCCUGGAGGAAAGCCAAUAUCUGUCACUGACCAAGAAAUUGUUGAGAUGAUACUCUUUCCAGUUGUGAAUGAGGCAUGUCGUGUUUUGGAUGAAGGGAUAGUAGUCCGAGCCUCUGACCUUGAUGUCACAUCUGUCCUUGGAAUGAGUUUUCCAUCUUACCGAGGUGGUAUUGUUUUCUGGGCUGACACUGUUGGUGCUGGAUAUAUCUAUAGAAGUCUUAAGAAGUGGUCAGAACUAUAUGGUAAUUUCUUCAAGCCCUCAAGGUUCUUGGAAGAGAGAGCAACAAAGGGCAUCCCCUUGAGUGCACCUUCUUCUACGUCUUCAGUUUCAAGGUCACGCAUGUAAGCAGUGUGUACUCAAUGUUCCUACAACUGGGAAACAAGAUGAAUUUGAAAUAUAGACCUGUAGAGGGGCACGUAGGUCAUGCCUAUAAGCAGUGCAGGUAUAGUGUAUUGCAACAUUUCCGUGGCUCCUAGUAGAGUUCAUUUUCAAGUUAGUUGAGUGAAUGCACCAACUUUAUA
Messenger RNA from Solanum tuberosum (potato), 2627 nucleotides. RefSeq names its product peroxisomal fatty acid beta-oxidation multifunctional protein AIM1-like. The record is from RefSeq and is a predicted model, not a curated record. The coding region runs from base 202 to 2451 and encodes 749 amino acids. Gene Ontology annotation, cellular component: peroxisome. The transcript has 17 exons. Lineage: Eukaryota; Viridiplantae; Streptophyta; Magnoliopsida; Solanales; Solanaceae. Gene Ontology annotation, molecular function: (3S)-3-hydroxyacyl-CoA dehydrogenase (NAD+) activity; NAD+ binding. Gene Ontology annotation, biological process: fatty acid beta-oxidation.